UUGUUUGUAUCUUGUAUGAACAGGGCUCGCAACUUAAAGUACAUAAAAAAUAUAUAAUUUUCGACUGAAUGAUCAUGUCGUAUUCAUUAAGGACACGUUUAUAUGGUAUUUUUUGCUGUAAACUCCAUCGAAGGCAGCUAUCUACAACAAAUGGGGCAAAGUCAGCAAAUAGCAGAGCUCCUCUUUUGCUUGGUGCCAUGCCUGUUAUUUCAUUUGGUCUUGGAACUUGGCAGGUUUAUCGUCUUCAGUGGAAAACGCUUAUAAAACAACUUGAAGAUAGAACAAUGAAGGAACCAUUGGAUACAAAAGAUGGUCUAGAUUUUUUACAAGAUGAAAAUAUGCAAUACAGACGUGUUAAAGUAAAAGGGAGAUUUGAUCAUUCAAAAGAAUUGCACAUAUUUCCAAGAUCGCGUAAUAAUGACGAGAGAGCAUCAACAGGUUUAGGUAUGCCUAAUGCAUCUGGAGCUCAAAUAGUUACUCCAUUGCAAUUGACAUCUGGUGAAAAAAUCUUGGUAAACAGAGGUUGGGUUGAUAGAACAAAGAUGAACCCUAAUACUAGACAACAAGGUCAAAUUGAUGGAGAAGUCGAGUUUGUUGCUUUUAUUCGACAAGGACAAAAACGUCCACAGUUUGUUCCGAAGAAUGACAUUGAAAAGAACCAUUGGCAUUAUUGUGAUCUCCAACAAAUGUCCGAGGUUGCUCAAACUUUACCAAUAAUGGUGGAUGCUGAUGCAGCAAGCACUGUAGCUGGGGGACCCAUUGGAGGACAGACAAGAGUUUACUUAAGGAACGAACAUAUGCAGUACAUCAUCACUUGGUACGGACUUUCCUUAGCAACUGCUUUGAUGUUGUACAAAUACAUGAAGCCAAAGGGUUGGAGAUGACAAGAAAAUGCUUGUAAAUGGGUUGAUGAAUCAAUGAAAUUUUAGAACUGUCAUUGUAACAGAAAAUUGUGAACUUUUUUUAAUACACCAAUAUCAUGGUUCAUGUAAGAAUAUAUCUUUAUCUGGCUUUUGCUUAAUUGAUAUUAACAAUUAUUGAAUGAUAAAUGAACAUCAUUUGCUAACGUUGAUAAAACAACGAUGAACACA
Molecule: messenger RNA, 1091 nt
Organism: Xenia sp. Carnegie-2017
Lineage: Eukaryota; Metazoa; Cnidaria; Anthozoa; Malacalcyonacea; Xeniidae
Product: surfeit locus protein 1-like
Biological process (GO): mitochondrial respiratory chain complex IV assembly
Cellular component (GO): membrane; mitochondrion
Source: RefSeq, a predicted model, not a curated record